Eurypyga helias (sunbittern) is the source of this 3388-nucleotide messenger RNA. RefSeq names its product PAP associated domain containing 7 (gene TENT4A). The transcript has 10 exons. Lineage: Eukaryota; Metazoa; Chordata; Aves; Eurypygiformes; Eurypygidae. Gene Ontology annotation, biological process: RNA 3'-end processing. The coding region runs from base 30 to 1319 and encodes 429 amino acids. Gene Ontology annotation, cellular component: nucleolus; TRAMP complex. Gene Ontology annotation, molecular function: poly(A) RNA polymerase activity; mRNA binding. The record is from RefSeq and is a predicted model, not a curated record.
AUGAAGAAAUAAUUGACUUCUAUGACUUCAUGUCCCCUCGUCCUGAAGAAGCAGCUAUGAGAAGAGAAGUGGUGAAAAGAAUAGAAACAGUCAUCAAAGAUCUUUGGCCUACAGCUGAUGUCCAGAUAUUUGGCAGCUUUAGUACAGGGCUUUAUCUUCCAACUAGUGAUAUUGAUCUAGUUGUUUUUGGGAAAUGGGAACGGCCCCCUUUACAGCUGCUAGAGCAAGCACUAAGGAAACACAACGUGGCCGAGCCAUAUUCCAUUAAAGUACUUGAUAAAGCUACGGUACCAAUAAUAAAACUUACUGACCAGGAGACAGAAGUGAAAGUUGACAUCAGUUUUAAUGUAGAAACUGGUGUGAAGGCAGCUCGGUUUAUCAAGGAAUAUAUGAAGAAAUAUUCUUUGCUGCCUUAUUUGAUUUUAGUAUUAAAACAGUUCCUCCUUCAGAGGGACUUGAAUGAAGUUUUUACUGGUGGAAUUAGCUCUUACAGCCUAAUUUUAAUGGCAAUUAGUUUCCUGCAGCUGCAUCCAAGAAUUGAUGCCAGAAGAGCUGAUGAAAACCUUGGAAUGCUUCUGAUAGAAUUUUUUGAACUCUAUGGAAGGAAUUUUAACUACUUGAAAACUGGUAUUAGAAUAAAAAAUGGAGGUGCCUACAUUGCCAAAGAAGAAAUCAUGAAAGUCAUGACUAAUGGAUACAGACCAUCUAUGCUAUGUAUCGAAGAUCCUCUCCUGCCUGGAAACGACGUUGGCAGAAGUUCUUACGGUGCCAUGCAAGUGAAACAAGUUUUUGAUUAUGCCUACAUUGUUCUUAGCCAUGCAGUAUCACCACUUGCAAGAUCAUAUCCAAAUAGAGAUUCUGAGAGCACACUAGGUAGAAUCAUCAAAGUGACCCAAGAAGUGAUUGACUACAGGGCCUGGAUUAAAAAGAAGUGGGGGAGCAAAAUUAAUUUAUCACCUGAACUUGAUAAUAGGUUGAAAAUAAGAGACCAGAUAGCUCCGUGUAAUGGAGAGCAGCAUCAGAACAGAGACUCUGAACCAUCAUACAACCAACGCUUGACUCUGUCAUUGGCUAGUACACAACAGUUAUCCUCUGGCUCAUCUGCCUCUUCUGUAUCAUCGCUCUCCGGCAGUGACAUUCAGCACAGUGGAAUGAAGUUUUCCAUGAAAGGAACUCAUAACCAAGGCAACAGCUACAGCCCUGUCAGCACUGGAGGCAUGAGGCAACCAGUUGGUAACCGGGGACACCACCAGUACAAUCGUAAUAUAUGGAGAAGAAAAAAACACAGGGACAGUUUGCCUAUUAGCCUGAGCAGAUAAUGGCAGAUGCCAAAAUGACCUUCCCUGCUCAGACAAACUGAGUGCCACUCGACUUGAGGGAUGGAGACCAGCGCCCAGCACAUCGUUUUCUUGGUGUUGCCAAAUAUCUGCAGCUGACUUCUUUGCAUGUUUCUUUGUGUGGUGGUUCAGUCCAUCUUCAAGAAGUAGUUGUGCUUAUCUGUGAAGCCUUAUUAAAUGUGGAAGUUUUGUUUUCUGCCUUCCCACAAUGGUUCAUACAGUGCCGAAGCAGCUCUGACCAUGGAACUGCAAGGACAUUUACAAAGGCUGUGGCUUUUUUGCUGUGGCUGCAUCUGUUCCUCUGUGGGUUCUGUUUUCUUUUUAUUUUGGAAGUGAACGAAACUUCAGCCCCGUGGAAUUCUUCUUUUUCCUUGCAGCAAAUCGAGUUGGGAAUUCAUAAAAGUAAAUUUGCUGCUCUCCUGGUUUUGUUUCAAGGUUCAGAAUUUUUUUCUCUGUAAAUAUUGGAAAUAUAAUUUGUGCAAUAACUUGGAAUUUUUAAUUUAAUUUCAUAUUGUCACAUAAGUUAUAUUUAAGGGGAAGAGGUUUUUUAAUUUACAGAUCCUUUCCCAGGUUGCAUUAUCUAAGUUGGGUUCAUAGUUUUGGCAGGUUGUCUGAGCAGUGUUACAAACAUGACGUUUGGGGUAAUACUUGAGGCUUCUUGAUUCACAAUGAAAGCGCAAUUUGGCUUACGGUUUUAAGAAGGUAUUAAGCUCCAAAGCAUUUUGACCCUGUGUUUUUUAGCUCAUUGUCUGGCCUCUUAUCAGUCGUCUCGCUCUGACCGAUGAGUUUUAAUUUUAUUCCUUUAACUAGACAACAAAUCCAGCGUUUGUAGUACCAGAAGUAAAACUUUUGAGAGGGAGGGGGAAAACGGUUGGCUCGAGUCCUGACAUGAAAUUUCAAGGCGUGUAGUUCACAGCUUUUUUGGGUUUUUUUGCAUUUUAGUGAUGUAACCUGUUAACGUUUGGGUUCGAACAACGUUAUUAAACAGAGGUACCCGGCUUAAGGAAUGUGGAGAAAGGAAAUAUGUUGAUUCCAUUGAGGAAUCUGUAUAGCAGUAUGCAUUAGUUCUGUUAAGAGCAAAUAUAUAAAAAGUACUUCAGCUGCUCUAAGCGUUACGAGAAGUAUCUUUUAAUGUAUUGCAGGAGAGCACAGCCCGGUGUUGUACACAGUAUGAGUGGCUGGCACUUAAUUUACAGAUGCAUACAGGUAUACUAUGCAAGUGUGUAUUGCCAUGACAAACACUGUCUUUAACUUUUUGAAAAAUGUACAUCCUGCCUAACCCUGAGUUUUUAAAGCACCACAGUUGUCCUGGGAGUAGGUCACAUCUCGCGCCCUCUGACUUCCCCUUUUUUUUAAUGAGCGUUCCGAAGCUGUACAGAAAACUGCAGAUCAGUUGUAAGUCCACUAGCAGAGAAAGCUGAAGAAUCCCGUUAACAGGACAUCUAUACAGUGUACAGGUAGAGAAGGUUUUAAAACUGAUAUCCGAGUGUUAAAAUGAGGUGUCAAGCAUGAAGCUUUUUAAUACGCUGUAUGCCUUUGAAGCAGAAGUAGUUCGUGUUGUUACUGAAUCUGUCGGACACAAACAGGUCCUUGAGGGGAGAGAGGGCAACAUUCCAACGUAGAGUAGCGCCUAUCUGUUUGCAAAAAGUUUGUCUUAAUGCUCCAGACUCAUCACAAUUUACAAAGUUUUAAAAAUUGUGAGCUGAUCCAUAAAUAAUAUCUAAGGGCUGUUACAGGAGCCUGUACUGCUUGGUCUUCACACACUAGCAAUAUUGAGCCUAACUCCAUUUAAAGAGCCCGCCGAGGCUUCAGUUGGUGUCUUACGCUAGCGCCCAUUUUAAAGCAAAACUCAUCCGAAAAGUGGUAUCAUGUAACACUUCAGUCAUGGUGAACCAAAUAAAUUGGCCUGGCGAUCACUGUGGUUAUGUGCUACAGGUUUAAAAGAAAUCAUGUUUAAAUUUUUUGUGUGGACAACUAUGUGGAAGCUAAAAUUGACAUAUUUUUAUGUAAAGUUUUCUAUUCUUUGAUUUUUAAUAAACUUUGGAGACCAG